GGUGGUUUCCGCCGCAGGCUUGAGCGGACUGCGGGUUCUGGGGACUCCUACCGCGUUCCCUCACCGUUUUCUCCUCCGCGCCUGAGCAGGCUCGCAGGCUCCUAGUCCCUCCCGUUCCCGUCACCAUCUUCCCGCCGCGGCGCGACUCUCAGGGCCAAAAUGAGUCUAUUUGGGACAACCUCGGGUUUUGGAACUGGUGGGACCAGCAUGUUUGGCAGCACAACCACAGAUAAUCACAACCCUAUGAAGGAUAUUGAAGUAACAUCUUCUCCUGAUGAUAGCAUUGGUUGUCUAUCUUUUAGCCCACCAACCUUGACGGGGAACUUCCUUAUUGCAGGAUCGUGGGCUAAUGAUGUUCGCUGCUGGGAAGUUCAAGACAGUGGACAAACCAUUCCAAAAGCCCAGCAGAUGCACACCGGGCCUGUGUUAGAUGUCUGCUGGAGUGAUGAUGGGAGCAAAGUAUUUACGGCAUCAUGUGAUAAAACUGCCAAAAUGUGGGACCUCAACAGUAAUCAAGCAAUACAGAUUGCACAGCAUGAUGCACCUGUAAAAACCAUACAUUGGAUCAAAGCUCCAAACUACAGCUGCGUGAUGACCGGGAGCUGGGAUAAGACUUUAAAGUUUUGGGAUACCCGAUCAUCAAAUCCUAUGAUGGUUCUACAACUCCCUGAAAGGUGUUAUUGUGCUGAUGUGAUAUAUCCUAUGGCUGUGGUGGCAACUGCGGAGAGGGGCCUGAUUGUCUAUCAGCUAGAGAAUCAGCCUUCUGAAUUCAGGAGGAUAGACUCUCCACUGAAACAUCAGCAUCGAUGUGUGGCUAUUUUUAAAGACAAGCAGAACAAGCCGACUGGUUUUGCCCUGGGAAGUAUCGAGGGGAGAGUUGCUAUUCACUACAUCAAUCCCCCAAAUCCUGCUAAAGAUAACUUUACCUUUAAAUGCCAUCGAUCUAAUGGAACCAAUACUUCAGCUCCUCAAGACAUCUACGCGGUAAAUGGGAUUGCAUUUCAUCCUGUUCAUGGCACCCUUGCAACGGUGGGAUCUGAUGGUAGAUUCAGCUUCUGGGACAAAGAUGCCAGAACAAAACUAAAAACUUCAGAACAGUUAGAUCAGCCAAUAUCAGCCUGCUGCUUCAAUCACAAUGGAAACAUAUUUGCGUACGCUUCCAGCUACGACUGGUCGAAGGGACAUGAGUUUUAUAAUCCCCAAAAGAAAAAUUACAUUUUCCUGCGUAAUGCAGCCGAAGAGCUAAAACCCAGGAAUAAGAAGUAGUGUCCUGAGACUUCUGGGUUGCCUGGAGUUGUUUUCUCUUCACUCUGCCUCGUCACUGUACGAAUUUGGGUCCCAACUUUGGUGGGUUGUCAGCCAUGGACAUGGAUCUCAACCCCUGGAGGAAACGAUGCCAUGCUCAGUAGGUGAGAGCCCACCGGUGUGGUGGCCCACCAUGCCCAUUCCACUGCCUGCUGCAGAGUUCUUCUGUAACUCUUAAGGGGAUUUAAAUGAUUUUAGAAGUUAGAUUCUUGUGGGUGACUGCCAGGUAUUUCGCAGAGCUUCAUUCAAAAGUGUAUGUGUUAGAGAAUAUUGGAAAACAGUCUAUGAACCCUGUGCUGUAUUUUGUAAUAAAAUAUUUUGAAGUUUG
This is a messenger RNA of Cynocephalus volans (Philippine flying lemur), 1633 nucleotides long. RefSeq names its product ribonucleic acid export 1 (gene RAE1). Gene Ontology annotation, biological process: RNA export from nucleus; transcription-dependent tethering of RNA polymerase II gene DNA at nuclear periphery. The transcript is spliced from 12 exons. The record is from RefSeq and is a predicted model, not a curated record. NCBI's taxonomy places the organism in Eukaryota, Metazoa, Chordata, Mammalia, Dermoptera, Cynocephalidae. Gene Ontology annotation, cellular component: nuclear pore. Gene Ontology annotation, molecular function: RNA binding; ubiquitin binding. The coding region runs from base 160 to 1266 and encodes 368 amino acids.